AUGGCCUCCACCCAAGUUCUUCAUUACUUUGUUUAUAUAAUAAUUUCAGUUUGUACUCACGAAUGUCUUGCGCAAAAUGGAACGUUUCCACCUGACGUUACAGUACAAGCUUUCAAGCCUAAAGGAUUUAGAAUUCAUAUGCCAGGCGAUCCAAAGAUAAUAUUUAUUAGAAUGAUGGCGAAUAUUUAUGAAACAAAUUCAUCUUCAACCGCUUUUAGACAAUUUCGACAAUUUGUAUUCCAAGAAACAAACGGAUAUUGGAUUUACGAAGAACCGGAUAUACAAUUAAAAAUUGGAAAUCUAAUUAAUUAUGAGAUAUUUUUUGGAACCAAUAAUGCUCAUAUCGGUGACAAUCUUAGUACUGAUGACAUGAAGCAGUUUUCUUGUAGCGGUUAUGAAAAAACUAAGACUUUCAUUGUUGAAGAAUUAUUUGAUCGCAAAGAAAUAUCAAUAAAGAAAGAGAAAAAGUGUACCACAGACGUUUUGUUAACUGAAAUGCCGAAUAGGAAGUUGUGUUCUGACGAUAUUUUAUUGGAGGAACACUUUGACGAUCUGCUUGAUCCCAAAUUAUGGGAAGUGCAACAUUAUAUACCUCUUGACCAUCCAGAACAUCCCUUUGUAUCGUAUCAGAAUAUUGACAGCGGCACUGUUUUCGUUGCUGGCGGCAACCUCUACAUCCAGCCAAUUGUUUUAACCGAGUUAUACGACUUCACCGAAGAGUCCCUGUAUAAAGGAUCAUUAGACCUCAAUAGUGGAUGCACGGGUCGCGUAUGCUCAAUGCAAGCGAUGGGUCCAGUGAUUUUGCCUCCCAUCGCCAGCGGACGAGUUAAAUCCCUUAUAGCUUUCAAAUAUGGCACUGUACAUAUUAAGGCUAAAAUGCCAAUUGGAGAUUGGAUAUAUCCAGAGAUCGUCUUAGAACCACUAUGGAACAAAUACGGGAGCAUGUAUUAUUCAUCGGGAAUCAUCAAAAUAGCCAUGGCUAGGGGAAAUAAGAAUAUGAACAACUCCGACUACAGCAGUGAGGUCCUGCAGAGCAGACCCAUUCUUAACUCUUUCUGUAAAGGUGUUUUCGAUUUUUAUAAGAAUCGAAGGACAGACGGUGGCUCUUGGGGUGAUGACUUCCAUGUUUAUUCCCUUACUUGGACCCCAGGGCUCAUUCAGAUGGCAGUUGAUAACAAAGCAUGGGUAACAUUUCGACCUGGUGCGGCUGGUCUAAGGUCUUGGCUUCCUAAGUCAUGCAGGCGCGAGUGGUACACCCUGCUAUCCGGUCCUAAGAUAGCACCGUUUAAUGAACUGUUUUCUCUAAGCCUUGGCGUAGCUGUCGGCGGAACUUACGAGUUUCCCGACGACGUCGUCACUGAUUAUGGAAAACCAUGGAGAAACAGUGACCCAAAGGCCGCUCGCGACUUCUGGGGUGCCCGUAUGAACUGGCUCCCAACUUGGACACAACCAACUCUGAUUGUGGACUAUGUUAAAAUUGUAGCAAUCUAA
Molecule: messenger RNA, 1491 nt
Organism: Leptosia nina
Lineage: Eukaryota; Metazoa; Arthropoda; Insecta; Lepidoptera; Pieridae
Source: the annotation of a GenBank genome assembly